GAGCGAAAAGGAAGUCGCGGAAGUGUUACGGGACAGGAUACUUUACGAACUGCAGGAAAAAAACCGCAGCGAGGCGAGAGGCCACUCCAAAUCAAUUCAACGGUGCGGAUUUAAUGAUCCAAACCCAACUACCGCUGAUCAUCGCCCCCCUCUCUCUCUCUCUCUCGCUCUCUGCCUCUCUCUCUGGUUGUUUUCCGGAGGCCUCACAAAAUGUGUUACGGUUCGGAACGAUUUCCAUCAAAAGAUGAAAUAGCGGCUACGCGAGGUAGGCCUCCGGCGACCGACGCUGCGGUGGUGGAAGAUCUGAGGGACCGGUUGGCCGAGACGGAGGCGCGGCUGGAGCGGGCCCGCGCCCGAGAGGCCGAGCUCAGCCGCCGCCUCGAGGAGAUGAAGCGCUUCGUCUCCGUCAUGGAGAUCAUCGAGAACUACCUCAAGCGACGCUUUCGCGAGCGGCAAGAAAACGUCGUUCGUCUCUUGUCUCCGGUACCCAGAAACUAACCAACCCAACUGAAAAGAUGAAAAAAAAAGAAAGAAAUUCUGUCAUUUUCGUCUUUAAUUUCUACAGCUGCUUAUGGUUGGUUCCUCCUUUGAUGAUGUUGAUUUUUUAUUUUCUCUUUUGGUCGUGGACUGUUGAUGUUCUGUUUGUAACAUUCCUGGUGUUGGAUAGGCAAUGAUCAUUGUCAAUCACAAAUUGAACUUUUUGCGAUU
Diospyros lotus (date-plum) is the source of this 708-nucleotide messenger RNA. RefSeq names its product protein SKIP34. The transcript has a single exon. NCBI's taxonomy places the organism in Eukaryota, Viridiplantae, Streptophyta, Magnoliopsida, Ericales, Ebenaceae. The coding region runs from base 211 to 498 and encodes 95 amino acids. The record is from RefSeq and is a predicted model, not a curated record.